Lachancea nothofagi CBS 11611 is the source of this 1041-nucleotide messenger RNA. The record is from the annotation of a GenBank genome assembly. NCBI's taxonomy places the organism in Eukaryota, Fungi, Ascomycota, Saccharomycetes, Saccharomycetales, Saccharomycetaceae.
AUGCCUGGCCAAAUCGUGAGCGUUCCGUUUCUGUCGCAGGUCGAGGACAUGGACAAAUACUUGCUGGAAUACCGAAGCCUCAAGGUGAUGCCGCAGAAUGCUGUUAACUUUCAGCAGCAGCAGCAACAGCAGCAGCAAGUGCGCUACCCUAACCAAAGUCGGGCGCCCGUGACGGGAAAUCAGGUUAUGAACAUGGGCUACAACAUGUCAAAUGGGCGGAAAAAAGCGGUGGGAAGCAAUUCGGGAAUGCAGAACUAUUGUCUUGGAAAAAGUGGGCCCAAGUUUGGACAGUUGCAACAAGCGCAACAGCAGCAGCAGCAGUCUUCGUCUGGUUCCGGCUUCAAGCAAGGUUUUCCUCAGGUGUUUUAUGGAUCCGCUAAUAACAGCAAUACAUCACUUGCUCAGCAAGCCAUGCCUCCUCAAGUAUAUGCGCCAGGACCAGCCGGUCAGCAACAGUUCAUGACAGCAAGUUCGUCUUCGAGCUCUACUCCACCCCCUAGACUGCAUGUUUCGGUCAGCGGGACCUCUUCUAUCUCUUCCUUGAGUGGAGAUUUUGACUACCUUCUACCUAACGACUUGAACGGCCAAUUAUUGCCCUCCGUUCCAUCGCAGGGGUCGCCCAACGUGGCUAGUACAGCUUCUUGCCCCACUAGGGCUACGACAAGCACUUCUGGUCCUGUCAGACCUCAUCAUGGCAACAUGAAUCCAAUGGCUGCUGCACCUUUAGGUGGAAGCUAUUUGGAUUCCAUGCCAGCUGCUCCUUCAACGACUUUUAAGGCCGAAGGCAGCAUUUCGAAUUCUAAUGAUUUUAUCAACGGAUUACCGUCAUCCUUGUUGUCUGAUGGCACGGCCUCUUCAGAGUUCGCGGGUCAUAAUGGACAAGAUUUUAUGUCAAGCAAUUCAGCUGCCUAUCCAGGAUCUAAUACUUCGAGUCACUUUAUGAUGCCCAAUUCCAAAAGCUGGGGCGCAAGCAACCCAACUUCGUCUUCAAACUCUGGGUCAUUUGGUAUUUGGAAUAAUGACAUGAGCGUUUGGAGCUGA